This is a messenger RNA of Rhinolophus ferrumequinum (greater horseshoe bat), 3012 nucleotides long. It is a transcript of the gene TMEM185B, whose product is annotated as transmembrane protein 185B. The record is from RefSeq and is a predicted model, not a curated record. Bases 475 to 1527 code for a protein of 350 amino acids. NCBI's taxonomy places the organism in Eukaryota, Metazoa, Chordata, Mammalia, Chiroptera, Rhinolophidae. The transcript has a single exon.
CUCCCGCUUCCCGGCUCCCGACACCUCCAGGAAGCGUCCGCCCGAGGUCGCGGGCCGCUCGCCGCCAACGGGCGGGCUGGGGAGUCAGCAGCACAGCAGGCCCCGAGCCGGAGCCGCCGCCCCCGUCCGUCCCGGCGCCGCACGCAGUAACUGCUCUCCAAUGGGUACGGAGUGAAAGGGGCGGCCGCGGGGCCGAGCGGCCCCCGUUACCUACCCCGCGCCUCACCCCCGGCCCGCGGGUCGCUGGGAGGGCGCGGGCGCGCUCGCCACGCCCCACCGCGGUUCCGGCCGGUCCACGUGACCGCGCGCGCACGUGCUCCGGCCUCUCGCUGCGAGUCGCCACCUAGGCCGGGCCACCCCCGGCCACUUCCCACCUGGAGCCGACGUAGGCCGGGCGCGGGAGGCUGCGGGCAGCGAAGCGGCGGAGACGCGGGGCUGAGCAGCAGGCCGGGGUCGGCGAGCAGAGGCUUCGCCAUGAACCCCAGGGGCUUGUUCCAGGACUUCAACCCGAGUAAGUUCCUCAUCUACGCCUGCCUGCUGCUCUUCUCGGUACUGCUGCCCCUCCGCCUGGACGGCAUCAUCCAGUGGAGCUACUGGGCCGUCUUCGCCCCCGUAUGGCUGUGGAAGCUCCUUGUCAUCGCAGGCGCCUCGGUGGGUGCGGGCGUUUGGGCCCGCAACCCUCGCUACCGCACGGAGGGAGAGGCCUGCGUCGAGUUCAAAGCCAUGUUGAUCGCCGUGGGCAUCCACCUGCUCCUGCUCAUGUUCGAAGUCCUGGUCUGCGACAGGGUGGAGAGAGGGAUCCACUUCUGGCUGCUGGUCUUCAUGCCGCUCUUCUUCGUAUCGCCGGUAUCCGUGGCUGCCUGCGUGUGGGGCUUUCGACACGAUCGGUCACUUGAGCUGGAGAUCCUGUGCUCUGUCAACAUCCUGCAGUUUAUCUUCAUCGCCCUAAAGCUGGACAGGAUUAUCCACUGGCCGUGGCUGGUGGUGUUCGUGCCCCUCUGGAUUCUCAUGUCGUUCCUCUGCCUGGUCGUCCUCUACUACAUCGUCUGGUCGCUCCUGUUCCUGCGGUCUCUGGAUGUGGUUGCGGAACAGCGAAGGACACACGUGACCAUGGCCAUCAGCUGGAUAACGAUUGUCGUGCCCCUACUCACUUUUGAAGUUCUGCUAGUUCACAGAUUGGAUGGCCACAAUACAUUCUCUUACAUCUCCAUAUUUGUCCCCCUUUGGCUUUCAUUAAUAACUUUAAUGGCCACAACAUUUAGGCGAAAAGGGGGCAACCAUUGGUGGUUUGGUAUCCGCCGAGAUUUCUGUCAGUUUCUGCUUGAAAUUUUCCCAUUUUUAAGAGAAUAUGGGAACAUUUCAUAUGACCUACAUCAUGAAGAGAGUGAAGAUGCUGAAGAAACAUCUGUUCCAGAUGCUCCUAAGAUUGCUCCAAUGUUUGGAAAGAAGGCCAGGGUAGUAAUAACGCAGAGCCCCGGAAAGUAUGUUCCCCCACCUCCCAAGUUAAAUAUUGAUAUGCCAGAUUAAACUCGUCGUCUCCGUAGUGCCCAGAUGUGGCAUAGAAAGCAUACACACACGCCCAAAAUCUACCUUGCGUCUGCCUCUUUUUUCAUCCAUCCCAAACCUGGAACGGAAAACAGGCUCCACACACCGCCAUCUCACCCCUUGUAGGAGAUGGAUGCCCGUCGGUGACUUACCAGUGUGCCAGCCGUAGAUGUAGGAGGUUAUUUGGCUAUAUGGCUGUGGGGGGGGGGGGGGGGGGGGUGUUACGUGUCAGAGAACUUGCUUUCCAAGUUGAUGCUUAAAGAGCUAGCUGGGAGCAGUAAGACGAAUUGUUCUGGUAGGUCCUCAAGUGGAAUAACUACACAGCUGGGGUGUUUUCUAAGUGGUACUACACCGAUCAAAAGUAUUGUGUUAAAAAGUAUUUUUAUACAAUGCUAGCCUAAAAUUGUAUUGCAGAUUGUGCCUGUUGUGACAUAAUCGAUAGCAAAUGUAAAGAAUUCUCUCGCCUACCAUUAGUUCAUAAACCUCAUAGUUGUUCUUUUUAGUGUUCCUACUGUUAAAAUGGUUUUCUGGGGGGUUUACUGAAAACGUCUUUGAUAGCCUAAUAGAUGAAUUUUUCUAAUGCAGUGAAUCCAUGCAUAUAUGAUAUUUAUAUGAAUAUUUUAGCAAUGUAAUAUAUUACGUUGAAUUCUAGUUCUAUGCCGUACAAUGUAUUGUGUUAAAGUAUUUUUUUAAGUUUAUAUGUGAAGAUAUAUGUCUAUUGCAGAUGUCCUUAAAGAUUGCUUAAAACAUUAAUAUGUACCCAAUGUGGGAUCUCUCAAAGCAGAAGGCAUGAAUAUAGGGAUUGAAAAUCCCAAUAAGCGUAAUAUUCAGGUGUUAGAUGACUCAGUCUGCACAGUUAUAAAGUAUAGAAGGAGCCACCAUCCUUUGGGAACAGGUGGCAUGUUCCAGUGUGGUACCAAGCCAUAAAGUGACAAUUAUCACCUUGAAUUUUUCCACACAGUAGUAACACCUCUUCAGGAACAACCAAAGUAAGCAACAAGUGGUUUGUCCAUUUCUAAGAAUCUUAAAGAGUAAUAGUUGGCUAUAAUAUAAAGUAUUAACUUGUCAUUGGAAAGCUGGAGACAGUGGCCUUCAUCAAAGAUAGCCAAUAGGGCCAGGUAUUAUUUUAAGGUGCAAACUUUUUGAUCUGUCAGCAACAGGGAAAUAAUAGUUCAGGGUUUUUUUUUUUUGUUAAAAAUAAGUACAAUGUUUCUUUAGGUACUGGUGGUACACCAGGGAAUCCAAAGGGCAAAAAUCAGAUCCUGGGAGCAUACUGUUCUUCUGCCUGAGAACAAAUAAAUACUUUCAAAAGGAGAUUAAAAUAAAAAAAGAGCAUUGAUAUUAUUACCAGGGAAAAGAUUGGAGGGAAUUCAUUUUUAUUAGCAAUUUAGUACAAAUGAUUUAAAUUGGGCACCAUAUGAAUUAAGUAAAUAAAUUACCUGGUGAGGAAGGUAAUGCAAAUUCUAG